Molecule: messenger RNA, 4179 nt
Organism: Mercenaria mercenaria
Lineage: Eukaryota; Metazoa; Mollusca; Bivalvia; Venerida; Veneridae
Exons: 3
Coding region: 156-1409 (417 amino acids)
Source: RefSeq, a predicted model, not a curated record
GGGUUACACGAGUAAUACUCGAGUUAUACCUAGGGUGACCCGGGUUAGCUCGAGAAAGUAUGCCGAACGCGCCCAUGGUGUAGGGUUAACGGACGACAACAAUAUGAAAUUUAGCUGUAAUUAUAUUACUAGUAAUAUCACACCGGAAGCUGAAGAUGGCUGACGGUGAACCAGAGCAAAAAAAACGUAAAACAGAUGUCGAACAAGACUUUGAUCCAAUUUUUUGCUCUUUUUUGACGAAGCGGAAUAAAGUCGAUGCUCUUGAUCAGGCUUUGAUUGCUUUGAAAAGGGGGAUAUGGGAUUGUCAAUUGAAUCUUGCCUCUUUACAUAUUGAUGACUGCAAUGCUCGUUCGUUUGUAUGUUUCUCGAGAGCAACCUUAACUACAACUCCAAUCCAGUGGGAAGAUGACGAGAGCCCAGCACAAGGAAUUGCGUUUGGAGAAAUUUUCGGAACUGGGAUUGAUGUGUUGGAAAAAUAUUUGGAUAAAUCACCUAAAAUUCCAGAAGAUGAAAAGAUGCGACAUGCACUGCAGAAACUUCUGGAAUUUCUCGUUAAAAAAGAUUAUCAACCUUUAUUCGAAAACCAAGAGAGGGAGUCAGAUUGGUCUGUUGUUGUUGCCCAACAUCUGUUGUCUGUACUGACAGUUGACAGUACCUAUACUGUAUCUGCAGCCCCGUUUACUCAAGCAGGACUGCCACCUAAAUGUCCCUGCCAACUGAAAGAUGACUUAAUUGGGAAAGUAGGAGACACUAGCUUUGGUUGUAGGAAAGGAUGGCACGGACAUACAGACAUUAUAAUGGAGGAAGAUAUUGCAGUCUCAGUAGCUCCAAGUGAGGCAUCUGGAGACUCCACGGUAGAACAGACGCUUGAUGACACUGGUACUGAUGUAUCUGAUGACAGAUCUGUUUCUUCUGUUGAAAAUAAAGCUAGUCCCGAUUUCAAAAGAAAGGAUUUAAUGCAGAUCAAGGCUGAGACAAUUGUGUUUUCAUUUUUGCAGCACAAAUUAAAGAAAGGCAUUUUGGAGAAUACUUUAAUUCCUAGCAUAGGAAUCUCAAGUCGUAGUUUGUUGCUAACUUUUUAUGACUCACAGAAUGAUGUGCUUCUCUCUAGUAAAGCAAUUCGUCUUUUUGACCAAAAUACCAUAAUAGUCUCACCUGUUGUGGCUCUUUGGCUGACACUUAAUUAUAAACUCUUCUGUACAGGAGUAACCAAACGCAUGACAAAAUAUAAAGCUGACUUCUUCAAAAGGGUUGAUGAUCUUCUAAAUGAGUACUCAGAUCAUGUAGAAAAACCUAGUCCUGUGCAGCGCAACACACAAGACGAUCUAUUUCCCUGGUUAGGACUUACAAGGGGCUAUGAAUUUCCAAAAAGACGGAUUCCAUUCGUGUUUUUAAAGCCAGAUCGUUAGGGUCAUAAUAUUUUAGCACACCAAGUUUGUACAAAUCAUGUCCCCGGGGUCAAGGAGGGUCACUUGAUUUUACAUAGGCAUAUAUAGGAAAUACUUUAAAAAUCUCUUGUCUGAAACCACAAGGGCCAGAGUUUAGAUAUUUGGCAUAUAGCAUUGUCUGGUGGACCUCUAAAAAUCAUGUCCCCAAAGUCCAAAUUGACUUCACCCAGGGGUCACUUGGUUUUACAUGUGGUAAAAUAGGGAAACUUUUAAAAGUCUUCUAAAGAAACCAGAAGGCCCUGAGCUUAUAGCAUUGUCUAGUAGACCUCUACCACGAUUAUUUAAACCAUGUCCCUUGGGUCCAAAUUGACCCCGCCCCAGGGGUCACUUGGUUUUACAAAAUAAAAUUAUGGUUAUAUAGGGAAAACUUUAAAAAAAAUUCUCAAAAUAAGCCAGAAGGCCCAGAGCUUAGAUAUUUGGUGUGUAGCCUUGCCUAAUGCAAAUCUACCAAGUUUGUUUUAAUAAAUACCCCUGGAUCCAAAUUGACCCCACUCCAGGGAUCACUUUAUUUUACAUAGGCUGAUAUAGUCUGAAACCACAAGAGACAGAACUUAGAAAUUUGGCAUGUAGCAUAUUUGGCAUUUAAUCUGAGCACUACAUAAAGUGCCUAUAUUUCUCAACAAACAGCAAAUUUAAGGUUGACAGUCGUUAAAUUUCAGUUAAAGCAGAAGUAGAUUACUUUUUAGGUUGUACAAUAAAUACAAUCAAACCUGAGUACAAGACACGAGUGUUAGGUAGCGGCAAAUGUUGUCUUUGUUGACAUGAAGUCACAUUCACAGUUCUUUCUAGUAUAGAUAAUAGUACACAGUGAUCAUCCUUAAAUAGCCCAAUAUUGGCCCAUACAUUACAAAUGUGAACACUUUUAUAUCUAUAAUUUACAUAGAUUUAUAAAGGGAAAAACUUUGAAAAUCUUCUUGUCCAAAACCACAGAGCCUAGGGCUUUGAUAUUUGUUAUGAAGCAUCAUCUAGUGGUUCUCUACCAAGAUGAUUAAAAUAAUUUCCCUGGGGUCAAAUAUGGCCCAGCCCCGGGGGUCACAUGGUUUAUAUAGACAUAUAGGGAAAAACUUCGAAAAACCUCUCGUCCAAAACCACAGUGUCUAGGGCUUUGAUGUUUAGUAUGUGACAUCAUCUAGUGGUCUUCUGCUAAGAUUGUUCAAAUUACCCCCCUAGGGACAAAUAAUUAUGGCCUCGCCCUGGGGGUCAUAUGGUUUACAUAGACUUACAUAGGGAAAAACUUGGAAAAUCUUCUUGUCUAAACCACAAAGCAUAGGGCUUUGAUAUUCGUAAUGUAGCAUCAUCUAGAGGUUCUCUACCAAGUUUGUUCAAAUUAUCCCCCUAGGGUCAGAUAUGGCCCGCCCCGGGGGUCACAUGGUUCAUAUAGACUUAUAUAGGGAAAAGCUUUUAAAAUCGUCAAUAACCUACAAUAUUCAAAUUUGGACCACAUGUAUAGUUUUGAGUGGCAAGAUGAACCUUGACUUGGACCAUGUGCAUAAUUUUGUGUACCAAAAAAUAACUUUGACCUUUACAUUGACCUAGUGACCUACUUUCACAUUUUUGAAGGUACAGCUUUCAAAUUUGGACCACAUGCAUAGUUUUGUGUUUCGAAAUGAAAUUUGACCUUGAUUUUGACCUAGUGACCUACUUUCACAUUUCUCAAGCUACAGCCUUCAAAUUUGGACCACAUGUAUAGUUUUGUGCACCGGAAAAACUUUGACCUUGAGAUUGACCUAGUGACCUACUUUCACAUUUUUGAAGGUAAAGGCUUCAAAUUUGGACCACUUGCAUAGUUUCAUGUUCCGAAAUAAAAUUUGACCUAGUGACCUACUUUCACAUUUCUCAAGCUACCGCCUUCAAAUUUUGACUACAUGCAUAGUUUCGUGUACCGAAAAAAACUUUGACCUUGACAUUGACCUAGUGACCUACUUUCACAUUUUUGAAGGUACAGGCUCCAAAUUUGGAUCACAUGCAUAGUUUUGUGUUUUCGAAAUGAAAUUUCACCUUGAUUUUGACCUAGUGACCUACUUUCACAUUUCUCAAGCUACAGCCUUCAAAUUUGGACCACAUGCAUAAUUUUGUGUACCGAAAUGAACUUUGAUCUUCAGAAUGACCUAGUGACCUACUUUCACAUUUCUCGAGCUACAGGCUUCAAACUUGGACCACGUGCAUAUUUUUGUGUUCUGAAUUGAAAUUUGACAUUGACUUUUACCUAGUACCUACUUCCACAUUUCUCAAGCUGAAGCCUCCAGAUUUGAUGUAUACCGAAAUGAACUUUGACCUUGAAAUUGAUCUUGUGACCUACUUUCACAUUUCUCAAGGUACAGCUUUCAAAUCUGGACCACAUGCAUGGACCACAUGCACAGUGUUGUGUACCAAAAUGAAAUUUGACCUUGAUUUUAACAUUGAGCUAAUCUUGAAAUGGGAACACUCAAAAAUGGUUAAGUGUUGGGCGCCAAGAUCACUCUGUGAUCUCUUGUUAUAAAUUUUGUAUAACUUAUGGAAUCUCCUCGAGCUCAAGUAGAGACAAAUUUCAAAGUGAUAGCCACUAUCUAAAACGUUUGCAGAGAACUCAUUUUACCAUUAAUUUUAAUAAAAGAAACAUCAAACUAUCGGUAAACAAUUAUAAAACACAAAAUAAAAAUGUCAAUAUCAUUUUUUCUAUGGUGCCUCGAGUAAACGGAUUUAAUGAAACAGAAUUCAUACUUCAACAUUGAAAAAAUAAGGUCAAAUGCUG